Messenger RNA from Strongylocentrotus purpuratus (purple sea urchin), 2744 nucleotides. Its product is annotated as ubiquitin domain-containing protein UBFD1. Gene Ontology annotation, molecular function: RNA binding; cadherin binding. The record is from RefSeq and is a predicted model, not a curated record. The transcript is spliced from 7 exons. Bases 71 to 1135 code for a protein of 354 amino acids. NCBI's taxonomy places the organism in Eukaryota, Metazoa, Echinodermata, Echinoidea, Camarodonta, Strongylocentrotidae.
AAACUUUUUUUUCCUUGUAAUUUUUUUAGUGUUUGUAAGACACCAUAGCACUGAAUUGUCAACAUUCGACAUGUCGUCUGACAACAAACGUGAAUCAGAGGAAACCCCAAUGGAGCAGACAGCAGAUGAUUCAAGCUCCAAGACUUCUCAAGACACCCCUGGAGGUAACGCCGAGACACUCAAAUGUCAGACUUCGUCAUCAGAAAGCAAGGAAUCAGGGAAGGAAUCAGGGAUGGAAUCAGAGAUGGAAGCAACCAGCAUGGAGCAGGAAGCUCAAUGUGAAAGUAGAACUGAGAAUAACUCAUCAGCAGCAGCUAGCACAGACAAUAGGAUGGAAGAGGAAAGUAAAGACUCAUCAGCGGCGGCGAGUAGUAAUGGUAGUGUUGUAGGAGCAGGAGGUGGAUCAACGGUGGCCAGCGGUGCUGCAGCUAGUGCAGUAGACAAAGGUGAAAUGGUAGAAUUGAAGAUCAUGUAUAACAAGAAGAAAUAUGAUGUGAGGGUCGGUGUGGAAUCGACCGUAGCAGAGCUCAAGACAGAAAUUCAGACAACAACAGGCGUUCCACCUGCUAUGCAGAAAUUAAUGUUCAAAGGUCUGAUGAAAGAUGAGAAGACACUGAAGGAAUUGAAGGUUACCAGUGGAUCUAAACUCAUGCUGAUUGGAUCUACAGCUAAAGCUGUGAUGGAGGUCACAAAGCCUGUACCUGCUGGUGGAAUAGUCGAGAAAGAUGAGAAAGCAAGUGCCGCCAAGGAGCCCCUAAGUAAACUGAAGAUGCAUAAAAAGAUCAUUGAUAAAGGCAAACCAGAUGAUGCUAUGAUUGGCAUCAAGAACCAACAUGAACCGCUUCCAAAUGUUCCAAUAUCUGGCAUGCUGAACAAAGCUGGAGGAAAGGUUCGACUCACUUUCAAAUUAGAAUUGGAUCAAGUGUGGAUCGGUACAAAAGAGAGAACAGAAAAGAUCAACAUGAAUUCCAUCAAGAAUGUUCUCAGUGAACCCAUUGAGGGGCAUGAAGACUAUCACAUCCUGGCCAUCCAGCUUGGUCCAACGGAAGCUUCCAGGUAUUGGAUCUACUGGGUUCCUGCACAAUAUGCAAAGGGAAUUAAAGACACGGUUCUAGGAAAAUGGGUGUACUUUUGAUCAAACCUGUAAUAUCAUCAACUCUACAUGAUUAUGAAAGUGAAGAGAAUUCCAUCCUGAACUUUUUACACCGAUGGACAAAGGAAGGAUUGCGAUGUCUGAUGAUAAUCUUGAAUCAAACAUUUGUGCAAGGCUUCCAUGUUGCUCCUAUUGCUGAGAUGAAUGAAGCUGUAGAUGCCUGAAUUCAGCAGCUGCCUGUUCUUCAUAGACUGUACAAAAAUAAUCAGAAAAGCAUGUAAUGUAGCUAAACCAGUCAUUAUCUGUCACAAAAGUGUAACGGUACAUACAUGUUAUGGGCUUGCAAUAAGAAGUUUACAUGCUGAGUGACUUAAGUGUAUUUAGUCCAUGGACUGUGUCAAUGUUUGACCCAUUUUGCUAAGGUCUCACAAAUGAUAGGUGUUGACCCAAUCCCAACUAUCUGAUAACACUAAUAGCUAUUAACCUGCAUAAUCCUACAACCAAAGUUAUGUACAGGAUGCAUAGGAACAUAGGUAUUGAAUAGGACUGGUGUUGUUUUUACUUAAUUCAUUCUUGCAUUUCUAUUUUUUUAGGGGGGCAGUAUUUUGUGAACACACAUAUUGGAUUAAAUUCCCAAAUUACACACAAAUGUCCUGUAUUUAGAUAGAAAGGGAUGAGGGGUACUAGUGUCAUUGUCAAGUAUAUUAAAUAACCAGCUCCAUUAAAGCAUCCAUCUCUCCUGAACUAAAUCCUUGUCAUUUGUCACUCUUUAAAGAAGGUACCGGUAAUCUAAGAAUUAAAAGGGAAAUGCCUACCUUAGGUGGUCUCAAAUCUCAAUAUUUUUUUUUUUUAAUAUAUAAAUCUAAUUCAAGCACUUUGAAAUAAAUAUUUCUUUGUGAUGAUAAAAACUGUCCAAAAGCUUGUGUGCAUGUAUGAAAUGAGCAAUUUGCAUGUCAGUUUCAACCCUCAUCUACUUAACAAUAUACAUUGUAUGGGAACCUUCUGAAAAUGGAAUGUUAUACCAAUCAUUUUUUAUAUGCUCAAAGAUGUUACAAAAGCAUGCCUUAUAUCUCAACAACUUACAGCAGUUUGUACUUGUCAUCACUUAGGUAACCAGAUGUGAAGGGCUUUGAAAUGGUUAACAAUGGACAAAGCAAUCUCAUGUAUUGUUCUUAUCUAGGAUGAAAAGUGCCCACUUGGCCAUGGAGGGAGUAUAACUCUAUGGCAAUAAGAAUGUAUGGAUCAUAGCAUUGUUAAGGGCUAGUUAAGCAUAGAGACUUGGAGAGAAAAGAAUGCAUUGAAGGAUCUCUAAUCCCAGUAAACAAUGAUUGAAAGGAAGAUGAAAUCUAUUAAUCCCAGGAGGUAAAAGAGUGGUUAUUCUGGAGAGAAAACAAUGCUGUGAAUAGAGGGAUCUAUAAUCUGAUGAUAUAAAGUGACUAGUUUAAUGAUCAAGAAGUAUCCUAAGAGAAAACAUUGUAUUGAUGAGAAGAAUCUCUAAUCUGGGUGUGUAAAAUGGUUAAGAUUAGUUCUUUAAGAUGUAUCUGGAGUAAAGAUUGCUUUAAAAAGGAGAAUCUGUAAUCCCAGGAUGUUGAAGGACUGAUUUAUCAUAUUUUAAAUCCUGGAGAGAAAAACUACAAUGAAAAAGAUCUCA